Molecule: messenger RNA, 2094 nt
Organism: Chrysemys picta bellii (western painted turtle)
Lineage: Eukaryota; Metazoa; Chordata; Testudines; Emydidae
Gene: ST6GALNAC6
Product: ST6 N-acetylgalactosaminide alpha-2,6-sialyltransferase 6
Biological process (GO): ganglioside biosynthetic process; oligosaccharide metabolic process
Molecular function (GO): alpha-N-acetylgalactosaminide alpha-2,6-sialyltransferase activity
Source: RefSeq, a predicted model, not a curated record
ACGCGGCUGGGGAGGGAAGCGGGCGCGCGCUAGGACUCGGGCGCGCCGCCGUUCAGAGAGCAGGUGGCCGCGCGGGGGCUGCAGGCGCCGCGCUCCCGGAUCCCCGGCAGGGCAGCGUGCCCGCGCUAGGGGCUCCUCCGCGCGCCCGGGGCUGGCCGAGCCCGCAGCGGAGCGAGGCAGAAGCGGGCAGCUGGUUGGGUUUUUCACUCUAGGAGGUUGCAGAGGGCAGAUCGGAUCAGCCCUCCCCUGGGGCAGGGCCCUGGCGGGGGAAGAGAUGUGACCGAGUGAGCCUCAAGAUGGAAGGGCAGCCUGCCAGUGGGAGCUGGGGCCCUCUCACAGUCCCUUGGAAGGGGGGGAAGGUGAGGAGGAGAGACCCCCAGGCCGGCCAGGCUCUCAGGUUUCCUCAGAUGAAAGGUCUCGCCCAGAACAUUAUCCGCCUUUGCCUUUUUACUUCCCCACACACGAAACAUUCUCUCCCCGCCCCUCAGCUAUUCAGGCGAGGCCCGGAGAGGAGAGUGAUGAAGGCGCAAACGGACUCGGUGUAGUUGGGAGGCUGAGCGUUAAAGAGGAUGAAUCGUGCUCGGUGCUCGAGUUAUGCUGAUGAAGGCUCCGCACUAAGGCUGGCAGAGAGACAUGAGUAACAACACGGGCCAGCGCACUGCAAUCUUCGUGGUUCUCUUUGCUUUGAUCAUGCUGCUGAUCAUCUACAGCUCGAACAGUGGGAACGAAGUUUUUCACUACACUGCCCUGCGAGGGAAAUCCCACCGUCCCCCCAACCUCAAGAAAUGGGGGGUGAAAAGUGGAUACCUCCCCGUCUACGGAAACAAGUCCCUGAAUUCCCAUUGCCACCAGUGUGUGAUCAUCACCAGCUCCAGCCACCUGCUGGGGAGCAAACUGGGCUCGGAGAUCGACCAAUCGGAGUGCGUCCUCCGCAUGAAUGACGCCCCCACCACCGGCUAUGAGGCAGACGUGGGCAACAAGACCACGGUCCGGGUGGUGGCUCACUCCAGCGUCUACAGGGUGCUGAAGAAGCCGCAGGAGUUUGUCAACAAGACCCCGGAGACCAUCCUCAUCUUCUGGGGGCCGCCCAGCAAGAUGCAGAAGAGCUUGCUCAAGAUCCUCCAGCACGUCAGCAUGUCCUUCCCCAACAUGUCGGCCUACGUGGUCUCCCCCGGGCGCAUGAAGCAGUUCGACGACUUGUUCCGGGGAGAGACCGGGAAGGACAGGGAGAAGUCCCGGUCUUGGCUGAGCACAGGCUGGUUCACCAUGGUGAUCGCCGUGGAGCUGUGUGACAAGGUGCAUGUUUACGGGAUGGUCCCCCCUAACUACUGCAGCAGGAGACCUCAGCCUGGCAAGAUGGCAUAUCAUUACUACGAGCCCAAGGGACCGGACGAGUGCACCACCUACAUCCACAAUGAGCGCAGCCACAAGGGCAACCACCACCGCUUCAUCACGGAGAAACGGGUCUUUGCCAGCUGGGCCAGCCUCUACAACAUCACCUUCUCCCACCCAGCCUGGGACUAGGGGCUCCCCGAGGAGACAUGGAGCCAUUCGAGUGCCCGACCCAGCAGCUGGUGCCAGUAGUGGGAUAACUCCACCUGGAAGGGAAAACAUCUCUUGGAUUAACCCUGUGAGCCAUGCUGGGCUCUGAGGGAGGAGGCCCCGCACCACAGGCUGCCCCGGUUCACUGUCCAGGGCCAGAAGGACUGGGUGAGGGGAGGAAGGGAUUGGGAUGGUGCCAGUGACCUGACUUGCAGUCCCAAGGCCCAGGGAGGGCUGCUACGCACCGGGCACUGCUGGAUUCAUGGUGUCCCCUUCCCCCGCACCGGCCACACACCUAGUGCACUUCGCUGGCUCCCUGCUUUGAGGUCACCUCACUCCCCCGCCGGCGAUCAGCUCAGAGGCCCAAGAGUGAGUGGGAACAAUCCCUGGCUGCCCAGAUGGAACAGCUGACCCCUUCUUAGUGCUCUGGGCGGCGGCUCUGGUCUCGCCUCUCUUGGCUUCUGGAGAAUGUAUUUCCGAGGUGGGAGGACUGUAACCCUCUCAGCUCCGCUAGGCUCAGUUCAAUACUGAGUCUGUAUUGACUGUACAGUG